AUGCCAUACCACCUAUCCGAAUCGCACAAGAAGCUCAUCUCCUCGCACCUGAGCGAGAGCGACCCAGAGGUGGACGCGAUCAUCAAGGAUGAAAUUGACAGGCAAAAGCACUCGAUUGUGCUGAUUGCGUCGGAGAACUUGACGUCGACCGCCGUGUUCGACGCGCUAGGAACGCCGAUGUGCAACAAGUACUCGGAGGGCUACCCCGGCGCGCGCUACUACGGCGGGAACCAGCACAUCGACCGCAUGGAGCUGCUGUGCCAGCGCCGCGCGCUGGAGGCGUUCCACGUGACGCCGGACCGCUGGGGCGUCAACGUGCAGUCGCUGUCCGGGUCGCCCGCGAACCUGCAGGUGUACCAGGCGCUGAUGAAGCCGCACGAGCGGCUGAUGGGUCUGCACCUGCCCGACGGCGGGCACCUGUCGCACGGCUACCAGACGGAGACGCGCAAGAUCUCCGCGGUAUCGACGUACUUCGAGUCGUUCCCGUACCGCGUGGACCCGGAGACCGGCAUCAUCGACUAUGACACGCUCGAGAAGAACGCGGUGCUGUACCGGCCCAAGAUCCUUGUGGCGGGCACCUCCGCGUACUGCCGGCUGAUCGACUACAAGCGGAUGCGCGAGAUCGCCGACAAGGUCGGUGCGUACCUGAUGGUCGACAUGGCGCACAUCUCGGGGCUGGUCGCCGCAGGCGUCAUCCCCUCGCCCUUCGAGUACGCCGACAUCGUCACCACCACCACCCACAAGUCGCUCAGAGGCCCACGGGGAGCCAUGAUCUUCUUCAGGAGAGGCGUGCGCUCCGUGCACCCAAAGACCGGCGAGGAGGUAAUGUACGACCUCGAGGGCCCUAUCAACUUCUCCGUCUUCCCCGGCCACCAGGGCGGCCCCCACAACCACACCAUCUCCGCCCUGGCCACCGCGCUCAAGCAGGCGACGACCCCCGAGUUCAGGGAGUACCAGGAGCUCGUGUUGAAGAACGCCAAGGUCCUGGAGACCGAGUUCAAAAAGCUCAACUACCGCCUCGUCUCCGACGGCACCGACUCCCACAUGGUCCUCGUCUCCUUGCGCGAGAAGGGCGUCGACGGCGCCCGCGUCGAGCACGUCUGCGAGAAGAUCAACAUCGCCCUCAACAAGAACUCCAUCCCAGGCGACAAGUCCGCGCUCGUGCCCGGCGGCGUCCGCAUCGGCGCCCCCGCCAUGACCACCAGGGGCAUGGGCGAGGAGGACUUCGCCCGCAUCGUCGGCUACAUCAACCGUGCUGUCGAGAUCGCCCGUUCCAUCCAGCAGUCGCUGCCCAAGGAGGCCAACAGGCUCAAGGACUUCAAGGCCAAGGUCGAGGACGGCACCGACGAGAUAGCCCAGCUCGCCCAGGAGAUCUACAGCUGGACUGAGGAGUACCCUCUGCCUGUCUAA
Messenger RNA from Eremothecium gossypii ATCC 10895, 1410 nucleotides. It is a transcript of the gene SHM2, whose product is annotated as glycine hydroxymethyltransferase SHM2. Gene Ontology annotation, cellular component: cytoplasm. Lineage: Eukaryota; Fungi; Ascomycota; Saccharomycetes; Saccharomycetales; Saccharomycetaceae. The transcript has a single exon. The coding region runs from base 1 to 1410 and encodes 469 amino acids. The record is from RefSeq and is marked provisional. Gene Ontology annotation, biological process: folic acid metabolic process; L-serine catabolic process; tetrahydrofolate interconversion. Gene Ontology annotation, molecular function: pyridoxal phosphate binding; zinc ion binding; serine binding.